AUGUCAGCCUUAAGUAUGGAUGCCUUGGAAUUGAACAGCCAGCCUUCUCGGCCUAAAUCAAUGUCCAAAUCGGCCAAAUUUUUAAUUUUUGCCACGGGCGGAGUUGGUGUUGGUUUGUCCGUUGUCUGUGCUUCAUUUGUUGCGCCCGCUUUCCGAAGAAUCUGCCUGCCCUAUGUUCCGGCUACUCCAGAACAAGUGUCAAAUGUUCUAAAAUUCCUACCAGCUAAAGGUCCCAAACGUUUGCUGGACAUUGGCUCCGGCGACGGAAGAAUAGUAAUCGCCACUGCCAAACACGGUAUUCAAUCAGAUGGUGUAGAACUUAACCCAUGGCUCGUAUGGUGGUCUCGUUUAGCAGCACUACGUGAAGGUGUAAAUUCCAAAACCAAGUUCUAUCGCAGAGAUUUGUGGAAGUUUAGUUUGAAGCCAUAUGACUAUGUGGUUAUUUUUGGAGUUGAACAAAUGAUGAAAGAUUUAGAGCACAAAUUGAUAGCCGAAGUACCUUCCUCCAAAGUGAUAGCCUGCCGUUUUCCAUUGCCAACAUUAGAACCAUUAAAGGUCAUAGAGGAUGGUGUCAAUUCCGUGUGGUUCUAUGAUCUAAGCAAAAGCAAACCGAGCAACCACCCUAGUCAAUAA
This is a messenger RNA of Musca vetustissima, 633 nucleotides long. Its product is annotated as ATP synthase subunit C lysine N-methyltransferase. The record is from RefSeq and is a predicted model, not a curated record. Gene Ontology annotation, cellular component: mitochondrion. Bases 1 to 633 code for a protein of 210 amino acids. Gene Ontology annotation, molecular function: protein-lysine N-methyltransferase activity. Lineage: Eukaryota; Metazoa; Arthropoda; Insecta; Diptera; Muscidae. The transcript has 3 exons. Gene Ontology annotation, biological process: positive regulation of proton-transporting ATP synthase activity, rotational mechanism; regulation of mitochondrial ATP synthesis coupled proton transport; peptidyl-lysine trimethylation.